Molecule: messenger RNA, 3429 nt
Organism: Rotaria sp. Silwood2
Lineage: Eukaryota; Metazoa; Rotifera; Eurotatoria; Philodinida; Philodinidae
Source: the annotation of a GenBank genome assembly
AUGCAAAACAAAGAUAAUGCUCGUUUUCUCUUUUCUUCAUUCUUAGAUGAAAUCGUUCAAGGAGCAUUAGCCGACGAUUGUUAUCAAAAACUGUAUCCGGGAAUAGCAUCGGAAGUAUUAUUGGAAAAUUUAAUCAAAUUUGUGCACAAUAUCAAUAAUAGACCAACAGAGGACGGUAUUGAUCAUGGAAAAUUAUACAAAAAAGCUAAUGGACGACAAAUCGACUCAUCGCGUCGAUAUUAUCUUGUGAAGGAACCAAAUUUAGAUGAAUUCAAUUUGUAUGCGAAGAUUACUAAAGGAAGAAAUUUAGAACUGAAAGAAGAUACAUCUGAUUUACAACUUCAUCUUUUCGUUUUAGGUUAUUAUCGUGUCUUUACAAACGAAUGUGAAGUUAAAUUGUUGAUUGAGUAUGGUUUAAAUUAUUUGAAACAACACGGAACGUUACCCAUCGUUGCCGAUUAUGUUAAGUUUGUACAAGAUUCCAAAUAUCUGAUUUCUCGUGAAAGAUGUGAAUUUAUAUCUCGCAUAUUAAAUAAUAAUGUUGCAGUAACCAGAAAUAGCUCUAAAGUUGAUUACGAUGUUACGAAGUUAGGAACGCGACAGCAACAAACACAAAAACGUCCAACAGCACUUGCAGCAACAACCACAGUGUCUUCGUCCACGUUGCCAUCAACUGAUCCAUCACUUACACCAAAACAAGUUUUGUUGUCAACAACGACGUCGUUAUCACCAAUUGCUGACAAGAGUACCUCUCGCUCACGUUCAUCCUCUGCUGAACGCUGCCCAUCUCCACUACCGAAGAAACAGACAUAUCGUAAAUUGAUGAAAAAGCACGAGCAACUACUGUCGUCGAAAACUCCGAUCAAAAAAGCUGCUCCGCCAUCUUCCUUAUAUUCAACUCCAAUAGCGAAACGUCUAAGAACUAUGACGAAUGGUACUACUACUAUUUCGUUAUCAUCUUCCACAUUAUCAUCCCAGCCUGUUCUCACUGCUACACAGUCAAAGAAAAAACAAGCAGUUAGUGUCAAAAAACGUAACCAUUUAUCGAAAGAUGAAGAGGAUGAUAAUGGUAAACCUGUCUUACGCAUGUAAGUGUUUUGCUCUUUUUCAACGAUGAGAACACUAAUAUUUGUUGUCUUUUUUCCGUUUGCAGUUCCACUACGUCAACCAAUGCAAAAGCAGUCAAAGUUACAAACGGUAGUGCGAGAAACAAACGUAUGAAAAAAUAAAUAUACUGAAAAUUUUGAUCUGUGCAUUUCAUUCUUCUUAUUAUAAUAUUAAAUUGUGUAUCUACUCAAAUCUAAAUGUAAAAGUGAAUAAAGACUGCUUGUUUUUUUCCUUUUUCAACUAGAAUUGGAAUAGUAAAAGUAAGCAGUCUCGAUUGGUUGUAUUCUUUAAGAUGCUCCUAAUCAAUCAGCUUAGAAGACAAGCAUGUCACUUCAGAAUAUUACAAGGAGUAUAUCUCAAGAUAGAUAGUUACGAAUAUCCUGCUCUUUUCUUUACGGAUAUCCUGUCAUUUUCAUUCCGAAGAUCUGGUAGUCUUUAUUACGAUCACCCUGUCUUUAUCAUUACGAACUUCCGGAUCUUUUUCUUCCGAUCUCCAGUAAAAAUUCCACUGUUCAACUACUAAAAAUAGGUUGUUAGAUUUCGUUACGGAUUCCUGGACAAACUUCAUUCCGAACAUCCUGUUUUUUGUUGCUUUUUAUUGAUUUUGUCAUCGACAAUUCCAUUCCGAACACCGUGUCUUUUUUCUCAUGUCCGGAGAUCGUAACGGACUAUGACAACCGGAGUUCGUAACGGAAAAGUGAGACGAAACGCCACUUUCCCAUAAUUUUCUAUCUUUUCCUUCAUGAUAUUCAAAAACUAUUCAAGUGCAAGACGUAUCAGAUGUGAGCGUAGUUGUGUGUAGAGUAGGUUGACAUAAUAGUAUUUCACAUCCGUAUUCUUAUUCGGUUGAAGAAAUUAUCUUUCUGCUUAUCUAAAUUUUUACAUCUUGAGCAUUUAUCAUCUUUGAAAAAUCUUAACUUAUCGAUAAAUAUUUUAUCUUGGAUUUUCUUCGAUAUAAUUUACAACAAUUAGCUGAUUACUAUGACAAUUGUAUGUUAAAUCUAAUGGUAUGAAUAUCUCUAUUUUAACUACCAUAAAAAUAAAUUGAUGCAGUAGCCUUAUUCAACGAUAUAGGAAUUAAAAUCUUCAAAACUUUUUUUCGAAAUAAAUAUUUUUCAGUUGUAAGAAACACGAUUAUUGUCCAAUGAAAAAAAUCAUUGUAAUAGAAUUUGCUUCUAUUCCUAAUAUAUUAAAAUGUUUGAUGGCAAAUACUUUUAUUUGAAGAACAAAGUAUACAAUGAGUUGAUGAGUCUGACAAUGAUUGUUCGAAAUGAUGUCUGUCGAAAUGAAUAAAAGGAAUAAAUUCAUUAUUAGUGAUAGUAAUCGUGACGUUUGACACGUUUGUGACUAAUUGACUGGUUCAAUGGCUUAUUCAUACUUUUUCCAAGCCAUAAGUGUACUACAUUCACCAUGCUCUUAUAGGGACAAUUGAAACCUCCCUCCGACUCUGACUCACAUAUAAAAUCUCUUUCCAUGCGCGAGAGCCAUCGCUCGAUCAUAUUUGCAAAAUCCUCAAUGUCAUAGGCGAGUCGAAAAGUAAUACUCGAUAAGUGUUGGGCUCACUCCAAUAUCAAUAUGGCAUCGUCUACAUUAGUGAUUUCAGUAUCAAAAUAUUUGAUAUGACGAGGCAAGUCCAAGCAAAUUGCAUUGAAAGUUAUCAAUUUCAUUCUUUCAGAACUAUUACCAAUUAUUUCAAUUGAACGAAGAUUCCAUGCUCGUUUAAAUAGGGUAUUCAUUUCGACAUCCAGACUCGUAUUGAGCUUACACUCGUCUUGGAAAUCCAAUGAUACUGUUUGAAGAUUCGAUAGAUUGAGAAUCAUUGACAAACGUUCCAUAGAGCCAAUAGGCUAUUCUCGAUCAAUCUGUAAUAUUAGUUUUCUCACAUUUUGAAAUAGAAAAUACAUUUUAAAAUUUGUCUAAAAGGAAAAAAUAUAGAAACUUGAAAGAAACUGAAAUACAAAAAAUAAUAAUACGUAUCAUUAAAACAGAGCAGUUCUUUUUGUGUACUCAAAAAGUGAGUACACUCUAGAAUCGGUCCGUAUGGCCGUCCGGUCAUCCGGCCGUAUACACGAUAACUUUCGAAAGAAGAGUCAGAUCAUGAUGAAAUUUUCUACACAGUUUAGUCUUAACAAUAUCUCGGUCGAGUUCGAAGAUGAACAUGAUCGGCCGAGCCAUUCGUGAGUUAUUGCAAAAAAUAGUCAUUUUUCCCUAUGGCUUCCUAUGCGAAAAUCGACCCAUCCCAGCUUUCGUAAAAGACUUUUCCCAUCAUAGUCAAAUAAAACCCCAACCAUUAUAUACCGUUCGAUAGAAAAUUUCACGAGC